GUCCAAUCAGAAACCGGCAGGGCAGACYGGAGACUCCGAGUUUUCAUUGAUUAUUAAGAGGAUAAACCGAUAAUUUCACAGAUAAUAAGAGGUAAACUGUUUUGUUACAUUUGUUAGAUACAACCUAGCUUACUUUAUCUGCAUUUCAUAGAGUUUACACUUUAUAUUUAGUGUUAAUUUACAAGUCUAAAUAUGAUUUAUGUCUUGUUAUCAUCAUGUUAGCUAAGAAAGUCGAAUUACACUAAUGUUGAAAGCAGAUCAGAUGGACAACAGGACAAAUGACCCACAGAGAAAGUUUAUUUACUGCUCUGGAGCCGUCACAGAACUGCUUCAGUUUGGACCCAGUCGCUUACUUUCAGAACACAAAGUUCUUUUCCUGAUUAUUCCAGGUAACCCAGGUGUGGUGGGGUUUUAUGAAACUUUCAUGCAGAUGCUUCACAGUUUGUCGGGACACCCGGUGUGGGCUGUGAGCCACGCUGGACACUGUGCUCCCCCCGACUCCAUGGACAUGGUUGAAGACGCCUCUGCGGCCGAGAGGGACGACGUGUUCGGUCUGAACGGACAGAUUGAGCAGAAGCUGGACUUUGUCAGAAAACACGUUCCCAGAGAAACGGGUCUGGUUCUGGUGGGUCACUCCAUCGGUUGUUACAUCAUCCUGGAGAUGAUGAAGAGGGACCCUGAACUCAAGGUCCUGAAGGCUGUCCUGCUGUUUCCCACCAUCGAGCGGAUGGCUCAGACCCCUCAGGGGAAGGUCAUGACCCCCGUUCUGUGUCAGAUGCGGUACCUGGCCUACCUGCCAGUCUUCCUGCUCUCCCUGCUGCCGGACAGUCUCCGAGCUCUGCUGGCCAGACUGGCGCUCAGCGGAGUCUCGUCUCUGGAUGGGUGUAUCGUCCCUGCCUGUGUGGAGCUGCUGAGUGGAGACUGUGCAGCCAAUGCUAUCUACAUGGGAGGUCAAGAAAUGAAGAAAGUUGUUGAGAGAGACAAUAAAACGAUUAAGAAACACCUUGACAAGCUGAUAUUUUAUUACGGAGCCACAGAUCACUGGUGCCCUGUGAGUUAUUUCCACGACAUCAAGCAGGACUUCCCGCACGCCGACGUCAUUCUGUGUGAAAAAGGUUUCCGCCACGCCUUCGUCCUGGACGCGGGACGCCAAGUGGCCAAAAUGGUCGUCGACUGGAUCCGUUGAUCUUUGGGGACGUAAGUUUUCUUUCAGGAUCUCAUGUUGGAACAUUUUAACCGGCAGGAGUCGGCGACAAAGAUGCAAUUUUAUUUAGUGAGAGGAAAGUGCAUCUCCUAUCCUGUUUCCUGGGAGCACACGUCGUUUUUACGAUAAAAAAUAUUUAAAACUUUGUUCCUGUUGUUUUUUUAUGCUUAAUAUUCAACCCAAUGGUCCAAUUUACUCAAGCACUUUGUAACAUCCUGCAUGUUUAAAAUCACAAGAAGCCACAAACCAUGAUGCUUCCACCUCUGUGCUUCACAGUUCAUAUGAGGUUUAUUUUAAGUUUGUGCCAAAUAUGUUCACUGAAUUUUUUUAAUAAGCUGCAGUUUGUUUAAGACAUCUUUUUAAAAUAUGUUUUCCAGAUAAGGUGAUGCUUUUAUGAGAUGAUUGCUCCAGUGAUCGGGCUGAAAAGUUGAUUUAUUUUCUUGGUCUGUUUAUGAUGCAAAUUCAUUUUAUUGCUACCUGACUUGAAGCUCUUCUUUAUAGUCCAAAUAUUAACUUUUAAAUGAUCCUAAAAUGACUUGAAACUCAUGUUGGAGAAGAUUUUUCCAUGUUUGGUGUUUUUGUUUUUAAUGAAAAGGAACAAUAACUUUCUGAAAACUGAGUUUUUACCUUUAAGACUGUAGCACUGUUUCAUCAAAUGAUUCCUUGUUAGAAUAUUUAAAGAAGCAUUUUAAAUUUAUGUAUUUUCUGAUUUUAUAAACACAAGCUGGAUCUAAUUUGCAAAAUGUUUUUUAAUCUAAAAAUUAUGAAACCAGCAUUUUACCUGAGUUGUUUAAGGCUGUUUUACUGAGCCAAUAGUUUGACCUAACACAUGUCCCUUGUUUGGGCUGUCAAUAAGACCAACCCUCCUUCAAAAAAAAAAAAAAAAACCCCACUUAAAUCAGCUCUUAGAAUAAAUUUGGAAAAUUAAAAAAAUUAUAAGUGUCUCUUGUGGCACUGAAUUGGUUGUAAGGACAAUGUUGGCCACUAGAUGGCGCCUCCAGCACAGACGCCACCCUGGAGAAGAAGUGGGUUUUUGAUAAGUUUAUACUUCUACCCACUCUGAACCUUCAUUUUUGUUGUACUGUUUUGAUUUUAUUUGCUGAAAUUUUAUUUGUAAUGUGGUGCGUUCAAUAAAAAUACAAAAAAACCCUCCCUCAGACAUCAUCUCUACCAGUUAGAAAGAGACAGGAAAUAAUCAAACUGAACAGAUAAAAUCACUAGAUUCAUGGGAAAUGUGAGGUAGACUAUCUGUUGACAGAAUUUCCAGUUAAACCUCUGUGUUUAGGGCUCAGAGACACUGUCUGCCACAAAAGGGUUAAUAUAAGUCACUGCAACACGUUGCACAAAGCUAAAUAUGAGAACUUUACUGAAGUCACAAGUAAACAACUUUUUACCAGAACCACAACCAUGCAGGAGUCUGCACUCAAGGCGUCUUAUAUUGUUGCACAUCAGCUCACUAAAAUAAGCAUUUAUUUCUGUUUGCUUCAAAUGUUUUGUAUUUAUAUUGAUUAAACAAGAGUACAACUAUU
Messenger RNA from Austrofundulus limnaeus, 2733 nucleotides. It is a transcript of the gene ldah, whose product is annotated as lipid droplet associated hydrolase. Lineage: Eukaryota; Metazoa; Chordata; Actinopteri; Cyprinodontiformes; Rivulidae. The coding region runs from base 245 to 1186 and encodes 313 amino acids. Gene Ontology annotation, cellular component: lipid droplet. The transcript is spliced from 7 exons. Gene Ontology annotation, biological process: lipid storage. The record is from RefSeq and is a predicted model, not a curated record. Gene Ontology annotation, molecular function: lipase activity.